AUGUGGAGGGUCAUAUUACUUUGUUUAUUUGCGACGGCAGAAGAAACGGUCGAUCACGGCACACCCAACAAGCACGUUGUCCGUGCUCAUGAGAGACCGGCUGAUUUCGACCAUCAGGCCAUCCUCGGCUCCAAGAGAGAUGCUGCCCAGUUCGACUCUUACUCUGCAGAUGAAUCGAAGAAGCGCUUACGGGUCAUAGCUACCAAGCUGGACCAGAAUAAGGACGGAGAAGUGACCGUGAAGGACUUGGAAGACUGGGUAUACAAGUCUCUUAUGUCUUUGGAUGAAGAAGAGACUCGAGAGAGGUUCGAGGAGGUAGACCAAGGUAAGUAAAGCCUUUAAGACAUUCCAUUUUUAGACCAUAAUGGCAAAGUUACUUGGAAGGAGUAUGUAACUGAAGCCUUUGGGACAGAAGACGGGAAGGGACUUGACCCAGAGUACAACAAACUGAUGGAGGAGGACAGAAUCUACUUCGAUGCUGCCGAUUUGGACAAGGAUGGAGCUCUGUCAGAACAAGAAUUCAUCACUUUCCAGAAUCCCGAACACCAUCCUCACAUGCACACUGCCUUGAUUAAGGUCAGUUUUAAAGAUUUCGUCUAAAAUCAUAAGAACUAAUAAUUGUGUAGCAAGUGAUAACAAAAUUGAUUUACAGAACACGCUAUCAGAAAAAGACGUUGACAAAGAUGGCCGUAUCAGUGAGAAGGAGUUCCUGGGAGAGAUCUACGAACAACCACAGUCCGAGUUCUACGUGACCGAGAAGUCGAGAUUCAAGGAAGAGUACGAUAGAAACAAGGAUGGAUACCUGGACGGCGAGGAACUGGUCGACUGGCUUAUACCUAAUUUGCAUACUGUAGCACGAGAAGAAGCCGAACACUUGUUUUCAUCGGCCGACAAAGAUAACGUGAGUCUACCCUUAUUAAAUUGGUGUUUAUAUUGAGUAUUGUUAUCCAUAGAGUAUUAACCUUUUAUCUUCUAGUAUAAUAUUACAUUUAUUAGCUUUUUCUUUCAUGACUAGAGUUAAUAAUAAUUUAGGAUGGGAAGCUGACCAUCGACGAGAUUGUCGACGACUACUCCACCUUUGUAGGCUCUGAAGCCACCAACUUCGGAGAACAGCUGAACGAAGUUGCUCACGAGGAGUUGUAA
Messenger RNA from Bursaphelenchus okinawaensis, 1143 nucleotides. The record is from the annotation of a GenBank genome assembly. NCBI's taxonomy places the organism in Eukaryota, Metazoa, Nematoda, Chromadorea, Rhabditida, Aphelenchoididae.